UCUCAGUCCUAGGCAGCAGGCAGAGCACACAGACUGAGCUGUCUGUGUGGCAAUGAUGGAUACAAGCUAAUCGUCCGACGUUGACGGUCUACGAAAGCUGUUAGAAUAUAAAACGAGGUGUCACUCCAUAUAUCGCCUCACGGAUUUGGCUCUGAUUUCUGACAGGCAGACAUAUCCGUUGGUAGACAGCAAUGGGUGGGCUGGGGAACGGGCGUCGUGGAGGAAGGUCACCGCCUCUUAUGAUUGCCGCUCUGAUCGCCUGUAUCUUGGUUCUGGGCUUUAACUACUGGGUGUCCAGCUCCCGCAACCUGGAGCUUCAGACUAAACUGUAUGAGCUGGAGGGCCAGGUGCGACGUGGAGCAGCAGAGCGAGGAGCAGACGAGUUGAAGAAGAAGGAGUUCGAGCAGGAGAUCCAGAAACAAAAGGAUCAGAUCAGCAACAUACAAAGUCUCUAUAAGAGACAGUUGGAGGGAGCUGAGAACACCUGCAGCCAACACAAGGCCACACUGCAGCAGAACAUUUCCUCCAGUGCAAAAACCAUACAGGAGCUCAAAGGUCAGCUGAAUCGGCUGAAUGAUGCUCUGGGGAAACUUGAGAAAGAUCUGCAGAGUUGCCAAGGCAACAUCAACACCCUUAAUAACAAACUUAUGUAUGACAUGACCCAGUGUAACGCCCAGGUGCUGUCCCAGAAAGAGCUGUGCGAUGAGAGAGUGGCUGCCGCUAAACUUGAAGCUGACAAGAAAAUGCAGAAGCUCAUCCAUACACCUGUCUCCUCACAGCAGGAAAAUGUUGAAGGAGUGGAAAUCAACAAAUCAGUCAAGGCCCUGUCUGAUGGAAUUCCAGCAACUGCUUCAAGCCAAACACCAAGUCUCUCUCAACUGAAAGGAAAUAAAGUUCAUGAACUACUGACAAAUGAAAUCAUGGUGGAUAUAGUUCCCAGCGCUCCAGUGGAGCAGCCUACAUCAAAGGAUCUCUCCAAAGCAGGGCCAAAGUCUGUUCCCUCAGCUGCUGCAUUGAAACAGGAAGACAAACAGCCACAAGAGGGAGCUGACAAAGCAGAUGAGGUGGAAGGAGAGACUGGUAAACUUGUGGAGAAUAAUCUGACUGAAGACAAAGAGAAUGAGGCGAUGAAUGCUCAUGAAGAAGAUCCUCAGAUAGAAGAAGCAGACCCUGGAAUGGAAGGGAUGCUGAUUGGUCGAGGAAAGGCUGAUGAAACUCAAGAUGGUCAGAAACUUCAGGAACCAGAAGAGUACGACGCAGAUGAACAAGUCGUGGGCGGAGAAGAUUUAGAAAAACCACAGGAGAACAAACAGGAUGAAAAUAUAGUAGACAAGGUCAUGGAGGAUGAACUGGCUGACUACAAUGGAGAUGAUGAGAAUGAAGGGGAGUUUGAAGCAGACAAACAAGCUGAGCUAGCUCAAAACUAAGGGCACAGCUUGAGAAGGAUGCUGGAUAUCAGAUUGGGCAAACAGGAUCUGCUUUACAUCUAAGCCAACAAUGCUGUACUGGUUCAAGCAGCUCGGGGGAAAAUAAACAUCAAAUAGAAGUCACUGUACAAAAAACUGGUUAAAAGUAGCUUCCUGGAUGAUCUUUCUUUUAUCAUUUAGUUUGAUAUUUUCUUAUCAUCUACUAUGUAACUCAAGAUGUCUCAAGACUGUCGACUUGGAAAAACUGAAUACCUGGAAUGCAAACAUUGUAAUGACGUGUUGACUUUCACUGUUUGUCUAGUUUUCAGUGGUUUUAAGGUUUUAAAAGCUGCAACAAGUUUAAAGAUCUGAGUAAUUUCUGUGACAGAGUCGCUCCAUCUGGCCGCCACUCUACAAGAUUCAACAGCACGUUGAACAAAGCCUUAACUCACUCAUAGAAAUUAUUUUGACUUCCGGGUCAGAGGUCAAGAUAUGCUAAUAGUUAUGUUAGUUCUAAAGCGCCAUUAUCAAACUGUUCAGAGCUGCAUUUUCAAUCACAGCGUGUGAUAAUGUCAAACGUGUGCAGUGUUUUUAGUUGAGUUUUAAAUUAUAAUGAAAUGGAAUAGCUGGAAAAUGCUGACAUGUAGUACAUUCUUUACCUGAUCAUAGGUUAACAUUUUGACCGUCUUUGGUCUGCGGGGCUAAAUGGACUGUGCAUAUGUCUGUAAGUGGGAGGGGGGGGUCUGACAAUUGCUGUUACAUUAUGAAGGGCAUUUCCUUGGAGCAGGGAUGGCACCUCAAGCUUUAUUUCUCCUGCACUAAUUUGAAAGCAGUUAGGCAAAUGUCAAGUAAUGUUAGCUAGAUGUCAGGUGUAAUUAUAUGCAGAUUAUUUUCUGCCUUUUGCUUUAUGCCGGUUCGUCUGCGCUCUGCUCUCUGUAGGAAAAAUUGACUAAAGAGCUGCAAUUAUAGGCAGUGUUAGAAGUGUAAUCACUGUAAUUUUCAUAACACCGUGAUUAUCAUUGCAAGUAUCCCGACGCGUGCAGUACAAAUUUCUCUUCCUAGGCUACUUUUCAUUUGCCAAUUUGAAUUGUUUUUUUCUUUGGGUGGUUAAAGUACAGUAGGUUUCUAACGCAGUGACAUUCAUCUGCCUGGUGUGACGAUGGGUUUGACUGCUGGUGUUAUUCAACCCACAGAAACUUCUAUUUUCAAUUCAAGCACCUAAAAUGUCCUGUACCAUCAUUUUGUUCUGUUGAUUUUAAAGCACGCGAUCUGUCUUUUGGUAGAAAGUGUGCAGCCGCCAAAUAAAUGUGGUCUUCACUUUACACUUAAACGCAUUAGCUUCAGUGCAGAAGCACAGACAGAAUAUAUGUAGAGGAAUGUAUUAGUUGUGGAUGUUUCUCAAGCUCUGAAGCACACACAGGUAAACUAAAAGCUUCUUGGAUACAAAAACAUUGUUCAGGUGUCAUAGAUGGAGUUUGUCUACUGUAUAAUUUUCUGUCUAAAAUCAGUUACGUGAUUUCUUGAAAUGACUGAAAUGUUAAAAAAAUGUUGUGUCAUUGUGAAAUUCUUGACCUAAUAAGAAGUUGCAGAGCCUGGGAAGCAACUGUUCAUUUCAAAUUCUAGUUUAAGUAGCUUUGUUCCUUUUAGCAACACGGACUAAGAGAUGAUAGUCGAUAGGCAGCAGCACUGUCUCAUCCUUGAACAUCAGUCAACAUCACUCCUGCAGCAGCACUCCUCAAAACUAAUCAAUGCAAUUUUGCUGCCUUGUUGUCUCCCUUUUGGCCCGUCUGCAGGGAACUUAUGUUACAGAUUUAUUUUUUUUGUGAUUGUGUUAUUUUGUUUAUGUUUUUUAUUGUUUGUGUCAGUGUCUAACUUUGCAAUCCUUGAUAACUACUGCAUUGUUUUCAGGAAGUUUUGUUUACUGAACUCAAAAGUAUGUGUAGCCCGAGACAGAAUGUUUUAUGAUUUUUAUUAAUUAGAUUAACUUUUAUUAAAAUUUGAUUUGUUGAAAUUUGCAUUUUA
Oreochromis aureus is the source of this 3428-nucleotide messenger RNA. It is a transcript of the gene golm1, whose product is annotated as golgi membrane protein 1. Bases 192 to 1427 code for a protein of 411 amino acids. The transcript is spliced from 11 exons. The record is from RefSeq and is a predicted model, not a curated record. NCBI's taxonomy places the organism in Eukaryota, Metazoa, Chordata, Actinopteri, Cichliformes, Cichlidae. Gene Ontology annotation, cellular component: Golgi apparatus.